CAUGACCCGAAGGCCCAGCGACGCCAUAGAAACAAAAGAUGUGGCGUCUCCUGACUGUGGUCGUCCUCUCAUUACUUCUGGAGGACACUCACCAGGCUCCGGCCAACGUUCCUGGAAACAUCUACAACAUCAUCAGCUGUAGAGAUUCCUGCCGCCCCCAUGACUGCUCGGAUGUGUCUGCCCAGGGUCUGACCGCGGAUGGUGUCUACCUGAUCUAUCCUGGUGGUGAGACCUCUCCUCCAGUACCUGUGUAUUGUGACAUGAGGAGCGCUGGAGGACCCUGGACGGUCUUUCAGAAGAGGUUUGAUGGCGGUGUGGAUUUCUAUCGGGGUUGGGAGGACUAUAAGUCGGGGUUUGGACGAGCGUCUGGAGAAUACUGGCUGGGUUUACAGAACAUUUUCCUCCUGACCCAGAAGAAGACGUAUCGUCUGCGCAUCGACCUGGAGGACUUUGAGAAUGACGCACGUCAUGUGACUUAUGACUCCUUCUCCAUCUCACCUCUGGCCAUCAACCCUGAGGAGGACGGGUACAAACUGCACAUUGAUGGAUUUAAGGAGGGAGAUCCAAAGAAACCCGCCGGAGAUUCUCUUUUGGGUCAGAACCAGAUGAACUUUUCCACCUUCGACCAUGACAGAGACCUUCAUGUCAUCAACUGUCCAGAGAGGUUUCAUGGGGCGUUCUGGUACAACAAAUGUCAUGGCUCCAAUCUCAAUGGGAAAUAUCAGAGCGGCGUCACCACAGAGUACGCUACCGGAGUGGUGUGGGCCUCAUGGAGAGGGGCCUAUUAUUCCUUUAAGAGAAGUGAGAUGAAGAUUUCACAAACUGCAAAAGCAGAACAGUAAUGGCGGCACAAAGUCACAUGACCCUCCGGCCUCCACCAAUAACAAUGCAUCCUGGUACCGGGGGGGGCGGCCAUGUUGUAUAUCAUAUACACAU
Molecule: messenger RNA, 936 nt
Organism: Hyla sarda
Lineage: Eukaryota; Metazoa; Chordata; Amphibia; Anura; Hylidae
Product: microfibril-associated glycoprotein 4-like
Exons: 6
Coding region: 39-842 (267 amino acids)
Biological process (GO): elastic fiber assembly
Source: RefSeq, a predicted model, not a curated record